This is a messenger RNA of Emiliania huxleyi CCMP1516, 501 nucleotides long. RefSeq lists its product as hypothetical. The annotation marks the transcript as partial. The record is from RefSeq and is a predicted model, not a curated record. Lineage: Eukaryota; Haptophyta; Isochrysidales; Noelaerhabdaceae. The transcript has a single exon.
GUCUCGCUCGAAUUCAAACCCACAGACGAGAACACGCGCUUCUUCGCCGUGCCGUCGACCGGCGCCGCGCUGCUGCUCGUCGAGGAGAUCGACCGGCCCAACAUGGGCCUCACGAUCGACUUUGGCCACUGCCUCGCGGCGGGCGAGAACCCGGCGCAGAGCGCGGCGAUGGUCGGCUCGCGGGGCAAGCUCUUCGGCAUCCAGCUGAACGACGGCUACACGCGGCUCGGCGCCGAGGACGGCCUCAUCCUGGGCUCGGUCCACCCGCACAUGGCGCUCGAGUUCGUGCGCUGGCUGCAGAAGACCGACUUCAGCGGGCACGUCUACUUUGAUACCUUCCCGCGCAACGAGGACCCCGUGCGCGAGGCCGAGUACAACAUCCGCAAGUUCAAGCGCCUCUGGCGGCAGGCGAAGCAGCUGCAGCAGGCGGGCAUCGACGAGCUGAUGGCGCGGCAGGACGCGAUGGCCGUGCUCGAGAUGCUCGAGGCGCAGGGGAUGUAG